AUGGCAGCGCUACAGGUCCCAUAUACAAAAUCUGUAUCCUUGUCUGUUGGUUCUUCAGUGAAAAUCAAAGCGACACCUACCAUGCCUUUCAGUAUGAGCCCAGAAAUGCAGGUGGAUUUCCACACUGGAAAUGAAGAGGACUCAGACAUCGCCUUCUAUUUCCGAGUGUACUUUGGCAACAAUGUGGUGAUGAACAGCCGUCAGUGUGGGAAAUGGGGUAAAGAAGUGAAAUCCACUGGUAUGCCCUUUGAGGAUGGCCAACCCUUUGAACUGUGCAUCUCGGUGCAGUCAAAUGAGUACCAGAUAUCAGUAAAUGGUAGCCAAUGUUGUGCUUUCCCACAUCGAUUUGACCCAGCAUUGUUGAAGAUGAUCCAGGUGUGGAGAGAUGUGUCCCUGACCUCAGUGAUUGUCGCUUAG
Eptesicus fuscus (big brown bat) is the source of this 417-nucleotide messenger RNA. RefSeq names its product galactoside-binding soluble lectin 13-like. The coding region runs from base 1 to 417 and encodes 138 amino acids. The record is from RefSeq and is a predicted model, not a curated record. NCBI's taxonomy places the organism in Eukaryota, Metazoa, Chordata, Mammalia, Chiroptera, Vespertilionidae. Gene Ontology annotation, molecular function: carbohydrate binding. The transcript has 4 exons.